AUGUCCUCUUCAAGCUCAUGGGAUGCGUACUCACAGCAUACGGGACUGCCCGCUUCCUUGGAGCAGUACACUCACUCAUUUCCAUCAGACAUGCGUGGUCUAGCAGGGAGCUCUGCCUCUUCAGGAAUGAGCGGCUUACCGGGUGAAGGUAUGUUGGGGUAUCCAAAAUCUAGUGAUCUUACGGCUGCAAACUUAAACCUGUCUUCUCCCUAUGCUGCUUAUGGCCAGCCGUACGCUGGCAUGCCAGAUCUGGGAUUUAGCGCCUCUUCUCUCAGGUCGAGCUCUAAUGCCCACUCUCCUGGAGCUGCUGCAGACAAUUUGCCUGCCUCAUCACCCCACGGCCAGUACUCCAGCACCCCAACUUCUGAGAAUCAAUCAUCCUCCCCAUCUUUUCCCAACUCUACCUCUUUGUACACCCCUAGCACAGUCACUAGCAGUAUUUCAUCCAGUCCCUAUGCACAGGCUUUUGGAGGAUCCACCAGCUCAGGGGACUCAUCCACACGUGGUCCUUUCUCUCCAUUUGCCCAGUCUUAUGGCUACCCAAUGUAUGGAUAUAACCAGGUUAGUGGCUUUCCGCCUUCCAACUCUUUGGAGGGAGUCAAUCGAUAUAUGGGAGGCAUUUCAUCUUCACCACUAAUGCAGUCAUCUGCCAUGGGGCUCUACUCCAACAACCAGGCCAGCCAGAUGCCAUUUCCCUAUCACUCACCCAUGAGUUGGGGUCCUCCAAUUCCCGGGUUCCCAUUGAAAGAGAGCUCAGACAUGGUGUCACAAGAUGAGCUGGAGCGGUACAGGUACAGGCAGCUGUCAAACCCAUACUUUCCAGGCUUAUCAGCGGGAGCUCCUACAGGGCGCAAUUUUCCAGCACAUGCGCUGCAGCCAGCUAUGAUGAGAAGCACUCCAUUUCUCGAUGACAGGACCCACAGUCCUCCUCCAAAGAAGCCCAAGAAGUCUGCAGAAGAAGCGGAAAGACCUCCCACACCUCCACCACGAGACCCUUCUACCUUCCACUCCCACAGAGGUGUCUAUCUGUUUACCACAAACGUAGAGCCUGGCUCUCCAAAUUACUUCUGUGACAAAUAUGUCUUGCUGGAAAAAGAGUUGUGUGAAAAGCUGUCUCGAGUCAGUCUUCCAGGCAAGAUCCAGUAUGUGUACAAUCCCUUGGAAUAUGCUUUUGACUCACAUCUAAAUUUUGUGAGGAGAUUUUGUACUGGAGAGAAGUAUGUUUUGUUUGUUGGCAUGAAUCCUGGGCCGUUCGGGAUGUCUCAGAAUGGGGUUCCAUUUGGCGAAUGUUCGAUUGUGAAGGAGUGGCUGCAGAUUGAGGGUGAGGUCCUCAAGCCAGUUCUAGAGCAUCCCAAGCGACGAAUUGUUGGGCUGGAGUGCUCCAGAUCAGAAGUCACCGGCGCCCGAUUUUGGCAGUUGAUUCGCACUUUGUGUCACACACCAGAACAUUUCUUCAGAACCAGCUAUGUGCACAACCUAUGUCCGUUUGCCUUUCUGACCGACACAGGGAAAAAUGUCACCCCUCCGCAGUUAGCCUCCUCUAUUUUGGACCAGAUCAACGUUUUGUGUAAUGCCACUUUGAUCGAGGUUGUACGACUGUUGAAGAGCAAGUACGUCAUAUGUGUGGGCAAAUAUGCCCUGGCUCAGGCACAGAAAGCCCUGUCAGGGGAUGAGUUUAGUGGGAUCACGUUAGAGUGCUUGAUGCAUCCCAGUCCCAUCAACCCGGCCGCCAACAAGGGCUGGGCUGAUAUUGCCAUCAAGCAGUUGACUGAAAUAGGCAUUAUUGAUGUUAUUAGAUAUGGCAGGCCACCUUACCAGACUCCCAGUCAGCCUCCUUCCUUGUCCCAUCCACCUCAUCCUCCAAAUUCAGCAUCGUCGUCGUCAUCGUCAUCAUCAUCAGUGAGCCAACAUUCCCAUUCCCACCUCCAGUAUCAAAAUAAGCAAUCCCCAGGUCACUACGGCUUCCAGUCUCCACCAGUGCAGUCCUGUCACCAGGGUUCAAACAGCCACCAGUCUCCGGCACAUGCACCAGCACCCAGUCAGUCACCUGCACAUGGCUCGUCACGGAGCCAGUCUUCUCCAGCCCAUGCUCCAGCAUCUGUCAACCAGUCAUCACCAGCACAUUCAUCCUGUAGCCAGUCGCCGGCAUUGCAGCAAGGACCAGCCACACAGUCUCCCACCCAGACAAGGGGAGCCAGCAGCUCCACUCCACACCAGGGUCCUGCAGACCAGCCAACAGAUUAUCAAUAUAUAGAAACCAGGAACGGAGACAAGGGUAAUGGAAACUUAGAAUCUUCGGGCAGUUCUCAUGAAGGCCAGAACUUUUCCCAACUUAGUUCUAAUGGCAUUCCAGCAUAUUCUAGUGACCCUGUUGGACAUGGUCAUGAGAAUGGUAUCCACUCUCACAGUGAUUCUGGCUCCCAAAGUUCAGAUAUAUCCAAAGGAAAUUCACCAAGUAUUCCAUAUUCUUCAGGAAACCCACAUGCAAACACAUCAGAGGCGCAACAUUCACAUUCAACGCCCAGUUCACACAUGAGUGUUCCGAACUCCCAGUUAACCAGUAGUGGACACAUGAGUGCAGCAAACCAGCGGAUGCACCAUCCCAUGAGCUCUGCUCAUGCUCAUCUGGGAAUGAGCAUGCCAAUGUCCAGUUCACCAGGCCUGCAGCAGACUGGCUCAGCUGACCAUCAUGUUGGCUUGUCUGGCCAGCAGAUUAGCUCUCCGCAGAUCCACACACCAGAUCCUCACAUGACCUCACAAAACUCUCACAUGGGCUCCAUGAACUCUCACAUGGGGUCAUCCAUGGGAGGCUCUAUGUCCAUGGGAUCACACAUGGGAAUGGGUGUUUAUGGUCAGAUGGGCUCUAUGAAUCCGUACGGUCAGAUGGAGAUGGGACAUAUGGGUGGUUAUGGCCCAUGCAUGUCCCUUGGUAGUUACGUAGGGGCACCGGGUGUCAGACCUGGAUCUGAAAUGACAGGGUAUGGACACCAUAUGGGUUUACAUAAUUCAGGCAUGGGAAUGACAAUGUCGGGCAUGCAUAGUGGGAGACAUAUGGCGUCACAGAUGGGAAUGUUCAACCCACAUAUGGGUGCUAUGAUGGGUGCAGCGGAGCAUCUGUCCAUGCAUCCUGGGGUCAACUCCAUGUACGACAGCCACCUUGGCAAGGAGAUGCCAUACAACAGCCACUACACGGACAAGCCACCAGAAUGUAGUUAA
This is a messenger RNA of Candidula unifasciata, 3216 nucleotides long. The record is from the annotation of a GenBank genome assembly. NCBI's taxonomy places the organism in Eukaryota, Metazoa, Mollusca, Gastropoda, Stylommatophora, Geomitridae.